This is a messenger RNA of Anguilla rostrata (American eel), 8950 nucleotides long. RefSeq names its product low-density lipoprotein receptor-related protein 8-like. The coding region runs from base 949 to 3816 and encodes 955 amino acids. NCBI's taxonomy places the organism in Eukaryota, Metazoa, Chordata, Actinopteri, Anguilliformes, Anguillidae. Gene Ontology annotation, cellular component: caveola; plasma membrane. Gene Ontology annotation, biological process: ventral spinal cord development. Gene Ontology annotation, molecular function: protein binding; calcium ion binding. The record is from RefSeq and is a predicted model, not a curated record. The transcript is spliced from 18 exons.
UUGAAUAGUACACGUACUGGCGGCUGGUUUCGCAUUCAGUUGCAAGUGCACUGAAUUUAGAUUGCAAUGAAUGUUAUAAAGCCAAGGUCAAGGAUGGACUCAAGUAGGACUGUCCUUAAACCUAGACCAAAAAUGUCAUGCAUAUGCAGGACCUAGAGUUCACAUUAGAAAUUGUAGCGCUCAUAUUUUUCAGGCUAAUUGUCAGACGUUUCAUUAUUUUAUUGAACAACUGAAGCCGUACGCUAUUUGCAUUUUCAUUGCAUUUCUGAGACAAAACAACCUUUUGCUUUGUUUUCAUUCUGACAACGGCACGCUGUGAACGAAUAUAAAUUGUAGGUAUGGUGUUGUAAACGAAAUAUCGCCUAACUUGCUUGAAUGAUUGAAAGCCGUGUAUUUGCUACAGUGCAGCGUGCAGACUGCUUGAAAACACGAGGUGGUAGUCUUUAUUUAUUUAUUAUUGCCUGUUUGGUUGGUUUGGCGCACUAUGUGCGUACUUUGCACACAGACGAAAUCAGGAAUCUAUUAGAGAGCAAGACCUGCGCGGCAGAGGCAAUGCUCUUCUGCUCCACUCGCGUGUAAACACUGACCGCGUGGAACCUUAAGAAACGCCGCAGUUUGUUACGCUGCACCUUUCUAUUUCUAAACCGUUUUUUUUUUUUUUUUUUUUUUUUUUAAUUGUUUUUUUUUUAUAAUCAAUAUUCAUCAAAUUAUUACUACUCUCGUGGUCGCAAAAACGUGGGGGUGAUGUCAUCCUGCCAGCUGCGUGGGCGAAUUUAAACUACUCCACUGCAGGCAUGAUCCCGCCCAUAAACGUCGUCACUGAUUCAAACUGCAAGUAGAGCAGAGGAGAGAGCGGAGGUAGCCAACACAAUCACAUCGCACGGGGUGAGGACGCGAAGUGUGGAUUUGGCUUUGUUUGUGCAUGAACACGGAUCGCCUCUUCGAGAGAUGUGGGGAGAAAUUGGGAAGCUAAUGCUGGUACAUUUGUUACUGAUGGAGCUUCGUUCGUCGGAAGGGACUAAAACGGAAUGUGAGACCGGCCAGUUUCAAUGCAGGAACGAAAGAUGUAUUCCUACCAUCUGGCGGUGUGAUGACGACGACGACUGCUCCGACAACAGCGACGAAGAAAACUGUCCGAAGAAGACGUGCGCCACGACGGACUUUGCGUGUAAGAACGGCCAGUGCGUGCCGGCCCGGUGGCGCUGCGACGGAGAGCCCGAGUGUCCCGACGGCUCCGACGAGGCUGACUCCACCUGCAGCCGACAGACGUGUCCGCCAGAGAAGUUUGACUGCGGGGGCACCACUCACAAGUGCGUCUCGCUGUCGUGGCGAUGCGACGGGGAGCGGGACUGCGAGAACGGCGCGGAUGAGGAGGAGUGCGCUGCAGACAGCAAAGCCUGCGCCCACAAUGAGUUCCAGUGCCGCAACCGCCAAUGCCUGGCGCCCCUCUUCCUGUGCGACGGCGACGACGACUGCGGGGACGCCAGCGACGAGGACAAGUGCUCGGCGCCCACCUGCGGCCCGCACGAGUUCCGCUGCAACAGCUCCGAGUGCGUCCCCCAGCUGUGGAGCUGCGACGGGGACCCCGACUGCCCCGACCUGUCGGACGAGUCCCCCGAGCGCUGCGGCGGCCGCCGCGCCCCGCCCCUGCCCCGCCCGCGCCCCCGCUGCGACCCCGGCGAGUUCCAGUGCGGCAGCGGCGAGUGCCUGCGGCUCCACUGGAAGUGCGACGGGGACGCCGACUGCAAAGACAAGUCCGACGAAGCCAACUGCCCCUUGCUGACGUGCCGACCAGAUGAGUUCCAGUGCGGCGACGGCUCGUGUAUCCACGGCACCAAGCAGUGCAACAAGGUGUACGACUGCCCGGACAACAGCGACGAGGCCGGCUGCGUCAACACAACCAGGUGCGAGGGGCCGCUGAGGUUCAUGUGCAAAAACGGCGAGUGCAUCGAGGCCAGCAAGCUGUGCGACUCCAUCAAGGACUGCAAGGAUUGGUCAGACGAGCCAAUCAAAGAGUGCGGCCUAAAUGAGUGCAAGGACAACAACGGAGGCUGCUCGCACAUAUGCAUCGAUCGGCCCAUCGGAUAUCAAUGCCAGUGCCCCCCGGGAUACAAGCUGCUGGACAAGAAGACCUGCGGAGACAUCGACGAGUGCGAGAAUUCUGACGCCUGCAGCCAGAUCUGCAUCAACUACAAAGGCGACUACAAGUGCGAGUGUUACGAGGGUUACCAGAUGGACCCGGUCACCAAGACCUGCAAGGCCGAGGGUAAGAGCCCUUACCUGAUGUUCACCAACCGCCAUGAAAUCCGCCGCAUCGACCUGAUGAAGAGGGACUACACGUUGGUUGUCCCCAUGUUGAAGAAUGCAGUGGCGCUGGAUGUGGAUGUCAGCACCAACAAGAUUUACUGGACUGACCUCUUCCACCGCAAGAUCUACAGUGCGUUCAUUAGCAAGGCCAGUGACUCCUCCCAGCACACCACCCUGAUUGGCUCCUCCCUGCAGUCCCCUCAGGGCCUGGCAGUGGACUGGGUCCAUAAGAACCUGUACUGGACCGAUUCUGCGCGCAAGUCCAUUUCUGUGGCCUCGGCCGACGGCAAGAAGAGCCGAGUCCUGAUCGGCACGGAGCCGAGCGAGCCGCGCGCCAUCGCCGUCGACCCCGCGCAAGGGUUCAUGUACUGGUCAGACUGGGGGGUGCAGGCCAAGAUUGAGCGGGCAGGGAUGAAUGGGGUGGACCGGCAAGUUCUGGUGUCGGACAGCAUUGAGUGGCCCAAUGGGAUCACGCUGGACCUCCCUAACAGGCGGCUGUACUGGGUGGACUCUAAAUUGCACCUCAUCUCCAGUGUGGACUUCAGUGGAGCCCACAGGAGGGUGCUACUGUCUUCCCCCCUGCAGCUGGGACACCCCUUCGCCCUCUCUGUCUUUGAGGACCGGCUGUACUGGACAGACCUGGAGAAGGAGGCGGUCUACAGCGCUAACCGGCUAACGGGGCAGGAGGUGACCGCGCUGGCCGAGCACCUCAACAACCCCCACGACAUUCUGGUCUUCCACGAGCUCCGGCAGCCCAAAGCUCCAGACAGCUGCAACAUGGGGGGUAUGGUCAAUGGGGGCUGCGAGUACCUGUGUCUGAAGGCCCCACAGAUCACAGACAACUCCCCGAAGUACACCUGUGCCUGCCCUGACGGCCACCAGCUGGGCGAUGACAUGCGCCACUGCGUCAUAGCUGUUACAGCAGCCAGUCCUAAAGAAUCAAUGGCCAGCAGCACCAUUGUUACAGACGUAACCACAGCAACGGCCCGCACUACGAUCGCUCCGACCAAUCCUCUGUCAGCGUUUUCUAGCUCCUCUGUCGUGUCAAACCCAUCUAACUCCACCCCCCAACCGGCCCUUGGGACCCUGUCCCCUGCUUCCAGCUCGAUGGAAGAGAACAGCAGCCCCUCUCACAGGGCGGGACAUGGGCUCCAGCUCCUGGGGAGCAACAUCACAGUGGCGGUGCUGGGCGUCGUCAUCCCCAUAGUUCCUGUCGUUGCCACAGUGAUGGUGGGCCUGCUGUGCACCACCGCCUACCUGGUUUGGCGCAACUGGCGAAGGAAGAACACCAAGAGCAUGAACUUCGACAACCCCGUCUACCGCAAGACCACCGGCGAGGAGGAGGACGAGAUCCACAUCGGCCGGACGUCCGAGCCCCUGGGCCACGCCUACCCGGCUGUGGGUGGUGGCGCCUGCCCCGCCUUUAUCGCCCUGCCACUGGGGGGCAGUGUGCCGGAUACGGCGACCCACUGGUACUCAGGCCAGCCCAUGCUGUCUGGCGCAAAAUGAGGACGGGCUAUAGGGGCCGGGCCAGGCCCCUGUGGAGGACAGAAGAGCCACAUGGAUGACGCACAGAGCCCCUCCCCCUCCCCGCCAGGCUCCGCCCACUGGCCAGGAUGGGCAUCCUGUUCAGCCUCAGUCUCUCCCCAUGUUACCUCCCUUUAUAGACAGUACAGCUGCUGCCACCGUGUGUUUAGAGGAAGGGCCAAAGGACCGUGCUCCAGUGGUGUGUGUCCUUUUUUUAUCUUAAAAAUGUCAUUCAUGUUUUGGAGGAACUGAAGAGGAGAGCUGUUCCUUUGCUUGAGGCUACCUCUCUUUGGAGGGAAGAGCAGGGCUGCUUCGGCAAGCAGGCUUUAGGAAGGAACACCGCAAUAGCAGCACCUUAAUUGACGGGACAAUCCAGUGCUUUAUUUUGUCCUAUGAUUUAUCAGGCGGUUUAUUUAACCACAUUAUCUUUAGUGUUUCUGAUGCGUUUUACAUGUUGUUUUAAUCAUUGUUUUUCUGCCAACCUUUCUGCCUCGUACGAUGUGCCCUUCAGCAGAAUGAGAGACAGCCAGGGAUGCCGCUGUGGAUAAGUCCAUCAGUCAGUCUGUCAGUCACUAGUCACUGACUCGCUCACUCACUCACUCGCUCAGUCAUUCUGUCUCAAACACGCUCAAUCUGUCGGUCAGUAACUUUGUUUUAUUUCUUUAUAUUUUCCUUUAUAAAGGUCCAUGUCAGUGAGUCUGGUCUAUAGAGAAAAUUUGAUUUACCGUUUCACUUUUGUUCUAUUAAUUGUGCUCUUUUGAGCACUGCUCAUUGGGGACUAAUUGCACUGCUCAUCAGUGUAUGUUUUUGAGCUUUUACCCUUGCAUGACCUGAUACAACUGCCAUCAACGAGCAUCUUUAUGGAGUUCUUUGUUUAGUUCAUUUUUAGUUUUGUAGCUUAAUUACAGCAGUGCUCACAGUCCUAAUGAGGCAUUGUGUGUGACAUGGAGGGAGUAUUUGCAGGGGGCUAGGGGUGUGUUGCUUGAUGCUCACAUGUUGCCAUGGUGUCCACCUUUUAAAAUCCCUGAUGUUUUACUGCCUCGUGGCUUGCUUCAAAUCAUGUGAUCACAGAAACCGACGCUUUGUUACAUCGCAGCGCACCUGCCAUGUUGGGUUAUGUCUGGAACCAUGCCUGCUCAACCAAUACCUGUUGAGGUAUCAGCUAUGACAGAUCUGAGAUCAGUGGUUCUUCCACUCACAUAUUCCUCAAUUCGGGUGUGUAUGGAAAAACACGGGAUUCCUGUGUUCCUUCCCUUCCCACCCACAAACUUCCAAAAUGUGUGAAAAUGCUUUGGGCACCCUACAAUUUGUGGGUUUUCAUCAGAAGAGAGAGGCAUUUGAGAGUGCAUUUGAGAUUUUCUAUAGAGAUAUUCUUAAUAAUGGAAGAUUCUCAUAGGAAGUCUUUGGUAUCGGAUCAUUUCCCUCAAGAGACCCCAUUGAAGGUGUCUUUCAAUAUAUGCACCCGGCACCUGUCAAAUUCAAAUAACACUUCUGCAAUACUUUGCUACUUGCAGUCAGCGCAUACCGAUGUUACAGUAGCUCCAUUGAAUCCUGCUGUAACUCAAGCUCAGCCAUUUAAAUGAGGUAUAAUACAGUGCCAAAAAAUCUAUCUCAAUGUUUAUAAGUGUAAGAUGAAAACAUUUAUGAAGUUAGAAGCUCCCCACAUGCGUAAGUGCAUAAUGCUAUUUCUAUUAAGUCAAGGCAGCAAAUCUCUUAUGCCAGAUAGCCCUGAAAACAUAAAAGAACUCUAUAAUUAUACUCAUAGUAUGAGUACUAAUAAUAUGAACAGCAUAAAUAAAAAUGUGACUACCUAUCUGUGUGCUAUUGAAUAUAUAUUUCCUUUCCACAAUACUACAAUGUGCUGGGGGAAAGGAUGAAUGAUACUCUUUGCAAGUAGAUGAAGUAUUGGUAAAUAUGAUAGCAUUAUGCUCAUGGUACACACAUUUUCAGUUCACUUCAGUAAUGAUAGUAAUCAUAAUCUCAUCAUCAUUUUGACAAUAUGUUUACUUUUAUGAAUAGACUGAGUUGAAGAGGCCUUUGAGAAUACAUUGCAAUAGCAUUAAUAUUCAGAAACUGAAUUUUACAGUCAAGAGGUAGUGUUCUACUAAUUCAGAUUCAUUACUGCCGUAAUGACUGGCAUACUGAUUGACCAGGAGAUAUCACUAGAGAGGCAGGUGUCAAAUGCUUCAUGACACAGAUUUUUCAGCCUACACAGUUGCUUAAUCUGUGUCAUUGCUUCAGAAAGCUUUGCUUUGCCCAUCGCUCCCUGGAGCUGAAAACAGAGAGAAUGGGGUCUAUUGAGAGCUGGGCUGCUUGUCUGCAGCUGGAACUCCAGAAGGGGGCAGCAGACUCACUGCUUGGUCCAGUAAGGACAAUUUAAUAAAUAUAGUAUAAUGCUAUUUAGAGUUAAUUGGUUCAGUGUCAUUUUGGCCAAGUUUCAAUAUUCUGCAACUAAACAUAACUUUUUUUCAUAUUCUUUGAUAGGUCAGAUUCUUUGUUGGUCAGAUGCACUUUUUUGUCUUUGGAUAGUUUACCUAUUCCCUAUUACCAAUUACCUGUUCUCUGUUACCAAUUUCUGAGAUAAGGUCUUCACUUAAAAUGGAGAUAAAGGAAAUAAUUCAAUUCAUACUCAUUACAAGCAGUCUGAGUGUGUCGGAGGUACCCGGUUAUUUGAAUAUUUCACAGUGAGAUCACUAAUAAGGUCAGAAUUUAAAUACAUGUUAGAUUAAUUCACAUUUUUUAAACAAAGAUCCAGUCUUAGUCUUCAUUAUUACUGAUCAUGGAAAGCAAUCAGAUAAGCAAGUAAUUUAUGUUAAUCUUCUCUCUGCCUGAAAAUGUGAGUGAAAGCCAUUUUGUAACACUUUCAUACUGAAAUACAGCCAUGAUUACUUUUUGCAGUUGUACAGUUUUUCCUCCUUGUCUUAUUUUCUGCUGGAAACAGGCAAGUACAGGGAGCGUAUCUUACUGCAUGUGAACCUCUGCAGUCAGGCUGGAAGAGUGAUUUAGAGCCCAGGGCGUGUGCGUGUGUGAGUGCGAGUGCGUGUGCAGUCUACGUGUUUGCUCAGUGUAGAUGUAUUUAUCACUUUAAUGAGCCGCUCAUAAUUCUUUAGUUCAGCUGUCAUUUCUGCAUGCCGAAUGCAGAGUCGGUGUUCUGUCACGGCUUCUUAAGAACGAGGGCUCUGUCUGGGCUUCUUGGGAGUGAACACUCCGGCAGGACCACAACAGAGUUAGGGCCUCUUAAGAGUGAGGGCUCUGUCAGGGCCUGUUGAGAGCCAGGGGCUCCUAAGAGUGAGCGCUCUAUCAGGACCUCUAAAGUCAGGGCCUCACGCUCUGUCGGAGCCACUUACGUUUAAGGGUCUCAUCAGGGGGAACUGUCUGUCAAAGCCUCUUCAGAGUAGUCUGUCACCUCUUCAGAGUGAACGCCCCGAUUCUCCUCUGACGCCCUUUAGGGAUCAGGACACCGCAUGCUGCCAUGCUUUCGGAUGCCAUUAUCCAUUUUUUUAUUUUUCUUGUGGAGAGGGUUCCUUCCUGUUACACUGAAGGCUCCCUCUACUCAUCUCUCAGUCACAGGUUCAUCAGUGGCUCUAGCAAUGCACAGUCAAACCCGUGACUCAAAGAAAUCUCACUACAAGUUGUAACAUCCAGAAAAGGUUUAUAUAUCUCACCCAAGCAAUAUAAAGCCUGUAAUAUGAUGUGAAUAUGAUUACAAUGUGAAGAGCAGUGGCAGGGCAGUCUAUUGAGUAGUGUUCCACCAUCAGAAAAAUAUCUGGAAGUUUUUGGCACAGCAGUUAGAGCAUGGGGCUCUCUAUCAGAAGGCCCGUACAAAGUCCAUUUGUGGCUCUUCUUUGCUGUGGUCUUAGGCUAAGUACUUAUCCUGAAUCAGCUAUAUUAACAGGUCUGUUAACUACUAAGUACAUACAGCUCUGUAAUAAUAAGAAUGAAGGAAUUUCGCACAUUUCAUAUUAUAAUAGGUGCUGUGCCUGCCGGCGGCGCUGGUUGUGCUUUUCAGUUUUUAUUCUAUGCAUUUAUAAAUGGCUGCCCCCACUCAUGUCCUGCAGGAAUGCAGCUGACCUCCUCUCUCAGUGCCCGUCCUGUCACUCCCAUGCCCUCGUUCUUGUAUCGCUCAGAAAGGGCUGUCUUCUCAGAGAGCAGUGACUGAACGUGUUCAGGCAGACUGCGCCACUGGUCCGUGCUUUUCCAGUCCCGCCAUUCGCUCACAGGGUCUCUCUCCGCAGAGCCCGAGUUCAUUGUUUUUGCUUUAAAGAACCCUGGUGAUCGUGCAUGACUGCGCCAACAUCAGUGCGUUUGGUGAGUGCGGGCAACCCUUCGCCCUCCUAACAGUUUCCUGUUUAGUUUCUGUGUAUUACUUGAAAAACCGAGAUCAGGUUCCGACUUUGCUCUUGUCAGUAUUGGGGUGUAUGAGGGUAAAGGUGUGCUUGUGUGUGCGUGUGUGUGUGUGUAUGCAUGUACAGUGGGAUUUUUACACAGGUCUAUCAAGUCUUCUGGAUUUUUUUCAUCCCACAGUUAAACUGGAAAGGUUUUUGUACACUGUUUGUUGCACAAAGUUGUCAAAAUGCCUUCUGCACUGUGUAAAUUGGAACUAAGGAGAGAAGGUUGACAAUUCUCUUUUCGAAUUUGUUUUGAAUCAUAAUUUGUAAAUACAUUUUCAUACUGCAGACUUUUGAUAAGCUUUUCUGUAAACAAAGUAAAAAAAGAAUGAAUAUAAAGAUUCUAGAUAAGAGUUGGCCAUAUAUGAAUUUAUUUGUAUUCAAGAUCACUGGAUUUCUGUACUACUUGAUUGUAACAAAGUUAAUAAUCUGCCAAAGUGUUUAUAUUUAAUUUCAUUUUGUGUUUAUGUUGCAUUUUUGAACAGUCAAGCAUUGCAGAAAGUGGAGGGGCCUACUGUAUUUUGUUCUCUUACAUUGUUUAGGUUACAUGUUUAGAUGGUCUACCAUAUCAUUUAUUGGUGCCUUGUCUGAGUUAUGCAUUUUUUAGAAUAUUUUAUUUAGGAACCUAUAUAUUUAUGUUAUGUCUCUCCUGUACGCCAAAAUGGUCUCACUUAUGUUUCUAUGAAAAUAAACUGUUCAUAAAUAUCUAUAUUGAUACAUAAACUGUA